Messenger RNA from Salvia miltiorrhiza (redroot sage), 1422 nucleotides. RefSeq lists its product as uncharacterized. The record is from RefSeq and is a predicted model, not a curated record. The transcript has a single exon. Lineage: Eukaryota; Viridiplantae; Streptophyta; Magnoliopsida; Lamiales; Lamiaceae. The coding region runs from base 1 to 1422 and encodes 473 amino acids.
AUGAAUGUCCUAUGUUGGAAUAUUAGAGGCAUUUCUUCCUCCAUGUCUCUUCUUGCACAUUACUGCAGCAUCUACAGACCGUGUUUCCUUGGCAUUCUUGAGCCCAAGUCUAGGUUCUCGGGGAUUUCAAGUUCUUUUUGGCGUUCUUUACAUCUGGUCCCGGUUCACCAGAAUACUCGUGACAGACGUCGCUCCAAUAUCUGGGUUUUUGCUGAUCCGUCUCUUGUUCCGACAGUGGUGUUCUCUUCUGCUCAGGUGGUGGUCAUCCGUUGCUCUCUUUUGGGGACUUUAUGCACUCUGGCUUUCACUCACGCCUUUUGUAAUUAUGUGGAGCGUCGUCAACUCUGGUUAGACAUGAUUCCUUUCAUUGGAGGCCCUUCCCUUAUAAUUGGAGAUUUCAAUGCGGUUUUAGGGGCCCAUGAGCGACGAGGGCGUCGCGUUCCGGCUUCCACACCCUGUGAUGAGUUCCGUGCUUUCAUUGAUGCUCAUGAUUUGAUUCAGCCGGAUACCUCGGGUCCUUUCUUCACGUGGACUGACAGACGGAGAUUCCCUUCCCCUAUUGAGUCGGUUCUUGACCGUGCUCUUUUCUCUCAGGGUUUCGCUGAUAUUUGGUAUUCAUCUACCUCGAUUGUCCUUCCUAGGCUUGGGUCUGACCAUUCCCCCAUUUUGUUGAGAUGCCAGGACACUGCGAAUCCUCCUGCUGGACGUCGGUUUCGUUUUCUGAAUAUGUGGUGCUCGCAUGAGGGUUUCCUUGAUCAAGUCCGUGCUUCUUGGACUCUGCCGCUGGAUUAUCCUUGCCCGAUGGUCAGGAUUAUGAAAAAGUUGAAGCGACUACGACCGACUCUCAAGACCUGGAACAGAGAAGUUUUUGGGAACUACAAUACUACUCUUGCCGAGCUUCAACAGGAUCUGAGUUCUCUUCAAGAAAAUAUUGACGAACAAGGUUAUACGGAGGACUUUUUCGAUCAGGAGGUCAGUUUGCAAGCUCGUAUUGGUUCGACCCUCAUGCGCAAGUCUGAACACUUGAGGCAGCAAAGUCGGGUUUCUUGGCUUUCCGACGGGGAUAGAAACACUCGCUUCUUCCACUCUAUGGUCAAAUGGCGUCGUUCCAAUCAAAAUAUCAAGCAGCUUAGCAUUGAUGGGGUUAUCUCGGAGGACCCGGUUGUCAUGGCGAAUCAUGUGAUCCAGUUCUACGAGGAUCUCUUCUCUGAGCCUGUCUAUGCGCCUGUGGACAGAUCGUGGAUUUCUGGUUAUGUUCCUGCUUCGGUUACUUCGGCUCAGGCUGACAUGCUCACAGCCAUUCCUUCGGCUGAUGAGAUUCAUUCGGCCGUUUUUGCCAUGGAUAGGCAUAGCGCUCCUGGCCCGGAUGGGUUUAACGGGCCUUUUUUCAGCACUCGUGGGAGGUGGUGGGGGAGGAUUUAG